Messenger RNA from Gavialis gangeticus (Gharial), 5339 nucleotides. RefSeq names its product ferrochelatase (gene FECH). Gene Ontology annotation, biological process: heme biosynthetic process. The record is from RefSeq and is a predicted model, not a curated record. The coding region runs from base 1 to 1236 and encodes 411 amino acids. Gene Ontology annotation, molecular function: protoporphyrin ferrochelatase activity. Lineage: Eukaryota; Metazoa; Chordata; Crocodylia; Gavialidae. The transcript has 11 exons.
AUGGCUGCUGCCUACAAAAAACUAGAGAUCCCUGUUGUGAAAAGCAGAAGUCAGGUCACAGUCCAAAUACAGUGGAGAGGUCAGGGAACUACAACCACAACAGCAACAGCAGCCUCAGAAACAAAAAGCACAAAGCUUCAAAGUCAGCCAGAAAAGAGGAACCCUAAAACUGGAGUUCUGAUGUUAAACAUGGGAGGCCCAGAAACACUGGAGGAUGUCCAUGACUUUCUCCUUAGGCUUUUUCUAGAUAAAGACCUAAUGACACUUCCUGUACAAAAUAAGUUGGCACCAUUCAUUGCCAAACGUCGCACACCAAAAAUUCAAGAACAAUAUAGCAAGAUUGGAGGCGGAUCACCAAUUAAGAAAUGGACUGCAGUACAAGGAGAAGGCAUGGUGAAACUGCUGGAUGGAAUGUCUCCUCACACUGCACCUCAUAAAUACUAUAUUGGUUUUCGGUACGUCCAUCCUCUGACAGAAGAAGCAAUUGAAGAGAUGGAAAAAGAUGGAGUUGAAAGGGCUAUUGCUUUCACGCAGUACCCACAGUACAGCUGUUCUACCACAGGAAGCAGCUUGAAUGCCAUUUAUCAGUACUAUAAUAAAAAGGGGGAGAAGCCAAAGAUGAAAUGGAGCGUUAUUGACAGGUGGCCUACACAUCCCCUUCUCAUUCAGUGCUUUGCAGACCACGUACAGAAAGAACUGGAUCUGUUUCCACCAGAGAAAAGGAAAGAAGUUGUGAUUCUUUUCUCGGCUCACUCGCUUCCAAUGUCUGUUGUGAACCGCGGUGAUCCAUACCCUCAAGAGGUGGGAGCUUCUGUCCAAAGAGUCAUGGAGAAGCUGAACUAUUCCAACCCUUACAGGCUUGUUUGGCAGUCCAGAGUAGGACCAAUGCCGUGGCUUGGUCCACCAACAGAUGAAGCUAUUAAAGGACUCUCUGAAAGGGGAAAAAAGAAUAUUUUGUUGGUUCCAAUAGCAUUUACUAGUGACCACAUUGAAACACUCUAUGAACUGGAUAUUGAAUAUGCACGAGGUGUAGCUAAUGAGUGUGGAGUUGAGAACAUCAGAAGAGCUGAGUCCCUUAAUGGAAAUCCAUUGUUUUCCAAGGCACUCGCAGACUUGGUCUAUUCACAUAUCCAGUCGAAUGAAAUAUGCUCCAAGCAAUUAACCCUCCGUUGUCCACUUUGCGUAAAUCCUGUCUGCGGGGAGACAAAAGUCUUCUUCACUAAUCAACAGCUAUGAUAUACAGUCCCCACCCCACAGACUGUUUGGACCAUGGCUCAUGUAAUAAUAAUUUUGGAUUAUGCAGGAACAUCACCAAACAGUGCAGCACUGCAGACAACAGAAAUAAUGCAUACAGACCAAACUGUUCUUUCUGCUACACUGCUCCAGCCCAUUGGUUUCAAUAGUGUUGAACUCCUGUAACAGAGGAGAGUUUGAACUGGAAUAUUUUUUUAAUAUGAGAGGUAUGGAUGAAAGGGGAGGAGAAAAGGGCUUGAUCCUGUGAGAUGCUGAGACCUUAGCUUCUUUCAGCCUUAUAAGAGUUGGUGGGGCUCAGCAUUUCAUAGCAUGAGCCCAAAAGUAAAGCACUGAAACUAGCAAACCUUCGAUACAAAUUGGCAUCUGAGUCUCUUUGCAGGGACUUCUUUAUGCACUUACGAAUACAUUGACUUCAGCCUUCUAGUUGGUAUAAUUUUUUUUUGCUUCCAAUGCAUUAUUGUUAACACCAUUGCCAGUCAUCUGUUCUUAGACGGACAUUUUCAGAUGGGUUUUGACGAUCAAGUGACUUCUGAUUCUUUUUAAAAUACCACAUACCUUUUAACAACAUAAAUGAUGUGUAUGGUUUUCCCAGAAGAAGAGGAUCUGCUGAAGCCCAGACUCGCUUGGGGGCAAAAUUGUUUACAUUUUUUUGAAACUUUCUCAUUAUCUGCAGGAAACUGCAUAAGGAAAGCAAAAAAUGAAAAAAAACCUCACAACUGGGCUAUUUUUUUGGAGCAUUUGCAGCUUAAUAGAGUUAUGUAACCCCCAUUUCCUCCAACAGCUGGCGCUCUGGCUGGUUGUAAGGAUUUUCUGGGUUUGAAGAUGAACAGAUGCAUGGGGGGAGAUGAUUUAAAAAAAAAUUUUUUUUUUUUUGGCUGGGGGGCUGUUUUUUUUCCCAAAAGGGCUUUUUAUCUGUUGUGUCAAGCAAAUUCAGAAAGUUGAGGCGACUCCUUGUCGGAGGGUUUAUAGAUCUGCUGUGUGCUUUCCGCCAUGUCGCAACAUUGUGGUUUUUGUGGGAAUCUCUCUGGAGCUGCAUAGGUGCAAUUGAUUCAGUUUAAUUCAUGUCAUCAAUUUAAAACCCAAAUGAUGUAUUAGGAGAAAUUUACAUUGUGGUGGUUGACUGGGAAGGGGGAGCUGCCUGUCCUUCAUACUCGCAGCAGCCAGAAAUGAAAUAGGGCUCAUAAAUUCCCUAGCCAGAAAUGAAAUAGGGCAUGGUGUGUAUCCCCUGGGCCAUUGUUGGGUCUCAUAACCACUUCUGGCUAAAUCUGUAGCUAUUAGCAGUGGGCAUUUGGGCACACCAGAAAUGUGGAAUCAAGUCCUAGGUUUAUUCUAUAGAACCUCUGGAAAUUUAAAGUAAUGGCCUUUUAACUCUGGCACCAGGUCUGGAGACAAACUGUCUCUGAAUGGAAAGGAACUUAAUGUCUCAGCUGCUGACCAGCACAGCAUUUCUCAUUUGGGGCUUGAAAUGGGUUCAGAGCAGAGUUCUUGCAGAGCUUGGAUUAGUAUCUCCUUUGUUGUGAAAGCCUUUCAUUCCAGGGCAGGAUGAAGUGCAUUUGGUAGGGGAGAGGCAUUGGUCUGAGGGGUCAGCUUCCAAAUGUUUACACUGAGUAAUUAGCAUUGAGAUGCUGCAGGCCUCUUGCAAUUUGUUCUAACCCAGGCAGAUGUUCCUUAAAUUGAUGAAUCAUCUCAGGUUAAACCCUGUAGAUGCCAAGGGAACUGAAACCACUCCUUUAUGUAAGUUUUAAUUUUCAGCUGUUAGGCUCCACCUCACUCUGUACUAUCCGGCCAGUGGUUUUGUACAGCAGAACCCAGAUGCUUUGUAGGUCAGAUUCUUUACCCCCCUGAACUGAUAUGGGUAUCUUGGCUGCAUGAGAUUGGUGAGAUGAACUAGCUGUUUCCUAUAAUUUAGGGUUUCUCUAGGCACUGCUGCUCUUAUCACAGAUUACUGCUACACUCAGAUGAGGGGGGAAGCAGCCAGUAGCUGAGUAGUUCACCUUAAUUCAGCAAGCUAAUGUGAACAGGGUGCAAAUCAGCCAGACAUGAAUGAUCCUAGGUUCUACUGCAUAUUCUCUAGAGAGCAUGACGGACUUCAGGUGAUACUUUUGCUUUCUUCUGUAUGUUGGCCUUCUGGCCUUUUUAUUACUUAACACAGUCUGUGCACUGCAUAGACAAAGCUUUGUCUCUCCAGGAGCUCUGAUUGCCUUUAUAUUCCUUCAUUCCCAGUUAAAGAGUUGUUUUUUAUUUUCUGUGCAGGAGUGAGAGCGUUCAUUGAACUCCUAAUGCCUCCUGAGCUUCAUGGGUCUUUAGUGUUAUAUAUUUUUGUCCUCCUUUUCAUCCCUUUCCUUACACCUACUGAUCAUGCUGAUGAGAGAAUAUAGACCUUCAAGAGCCAAUUACUGCUUUCUGGUGGAAUUGAUGGAAGUGACCCAGGAGGGUCAUUCAGCAAUAUUCUGCCCUAAGGUGGGGAAGUCUUUGGCCACAUUUGGUGAAUCAGAACAAGGAGUGCACAGUAGGAGUAGAUUUGUCUCCAUUGCCACUUCUCACUUUGACUGCGACUGAUUAAUAGAACACAGUGUAUGCAUAACAUUUUCCUACCAAUUCCCCUUUCUUCUAAAGGUCUUGAAGAAUGCAUUGGCUUUUGGGUAUUGUUUGUGACCUGCACAACUGGAUAUUCACCCCAAGUUGGAAACUGAAGACUAAUAGGAACAUCAUAAUGCAGUAAAAAUGAUUGGCUUUUUAUUUUCAUAUUGGAGAAGGGUGAGGAAUUAGCUAGCACUAAUUAUGAGGCAUUAAUGCAUUAUUCCCAGUAAUAGGCUGUAUUUAAAGUUUGACUUUUAUGCAGGCUAACCACAAGUGAGCUAAUUAACAAACCUGUUUAGGGUAUUGUUGCUAUUAGCACAUUGUGUAGUAAUCACUAAUCACUUAAUUUUCCAGCUUUUAGCUGAUGAAUCCUGACUCAGUGAUUUGGUAGGCCUUUUUCUCCCCCUCUUUUUAGUUAACAGAGAAUAUAGUGUCACUCUGUCUCUCCUGUUUAACACAUUAUUUUGUCUGAGAUAAUUCAGCAGAGCUUUACAACUCUAAUUAAAAAAAAUCAUUGUGGUUACCUAGCAUCAUUAUGACCUUUUUUGUAGAUGGUGCAAUAUUUUCUGGCAUUAAAAAUAUAAAUGUGAGAGCAGAAAAACUGAUGAUGUGAAUUCUGCUCUAGCCAAAAUAUGAUCAGAGUGCACGUUUUAGUAGAAAAUAUGAGUAUGGUUGCAAUGAGUUUUCUAGGAACCUCAUAUUUGUGCCUUGUCCUCAUCUUACUGCUCUAGUGUUCUGUAUCCUUUGUGGCUUGCUAUUAGGAGACUUGUCUUCUAUUUUGGUAAACUUUUCUGCAUUUGGUUUGCAGCUGAGGCAAGUUAUUAGUUUGUGGUGCUGCUCACUUGGAGCCAGUUGUUGUCUGAACAUUCUGCUCUGGUUGAAGAGAAAUCAGAGUUUAAAAGUGUUCAACAGUGUCCACGGACUUGAGCCUGGGAAAUCUAGUUUGAUUUUUAGUUACAGGGUGCACUCCUUUAUAGUUCAUUUGUGAAAUACUUUAUAGCACUUUAUAAAGUGUUGUAAUUUUAUUUUUGCCUUGGAAGAAAUGCAGAGCUGGCUGUGGGUGUAAAUUUUAAAAAUGGAAUAUUGAGAUUUUGGUACCUCAUCUCUUUCAUUAAUAAGAGCUGAGCAGCUAUAUCUAAGCACAUGGCUCCAAAAACUGAAAGAAAAACAGCCCUUGAGUCCUGAGGAAAGAAUUGGGGACAUAACCUUGUGAAACAAAGUGUUUUGUAAGAAUGUGCUUGGGGUGAGGUUGUUGUUUUAAGCCUCGUGUCACUUUGCUCCCUUGGGUGGGCUCCCCUGUGCUUGCUCAUGCACACAUUUUCUCUCAACUUAUGUCUAAGGGCUCAUAUACGUGCAGGGAGGAGCAUGCAGUAAUUACAGCGCGUUGGAGCAGACUCGAUUAAUUGAGUCUGCUGAAGUGUGCUAAUUGCCGCGCUCUAGCAGGCUCCAAUGUCACGUAUAUCAGUAUCACGGUGCUGAAAAAUGGCAGUGGGACACUAAAGCUU